Messenger RNA from Oncorhynchus keta (chum salmon), 2055 nucleotides. Its product is annotated as cysteine-rich, acidic integral membrane protein-like. The coding region runs from base 1 to 2055 and encodes 684 amino acids. The transcript has 2 exons. NCBI's taxonomy places the organism in Eukaryota, Metazoa, Chordata, Actinopteri, Salmoniformes, Salmonidae. The record is from RefSeq and is a predicted model, not a curated record.
AUGUCUAGUGACUGUCAACCAGGAGACAUGUCUAGUGACUGUCAACCAGGAGACAUGUCUAGUGACUGUGACCCAGGAGACAUGUCUAGUGACUGUGACCCAGGAGACAUGUCUCGUGACUGUGACCCAGGAGACAUGUCUAGUGACUGUGACCCAGGAGACAUGUCUCGUGACUGUGACCCAGGAGACAUGUCUCGUGACUGUGACCCAGGAGACAUGUCUCAUGACUGUGACCCAGGAGACAUGUCUAGUGACUGUGACCCAGGAGACAUGUCUAUUGACUGUGACCCAGGAGACAUGUCUCAUGACUGUGACCCAGGAGACAUGUCUAGUGACUGUGACCCAGGAGACAUGUCUUGUGACUGUGACCCAGGAGACAUGUCUUGUGACUGUGACCCAGGAGACAUGUCUAUUGACUACAUGUCUCGUGACUGUGACCCAGGAGACAUGUCUCGUGACUGUGACCCAGGAGACAUGUCUCGUGACUAUGACCCAGGAGACAUGUCUCGUGACUGUGACCCAGGAGACAUGUCUCGUGACUGUGACCCAGGAGACAUGUCUCGUGACUGUGACCCAGGAGACAUGUCUCGUGACUGUGACCCAGGAGACAUGUCUCGUGACUGUGACCCAGGAGACAUGUCUCGUGACUGUGACCCAGGAGACAUGUCUCGUGACUGUGACCCAGGAGACAUGUCUCGUGACUGUGACCCAGGAGACAUGUCUCGUGACUGUGACCCAGGAGACAUGUCUCGUGACUGUGACCCAGGAGACAUGUCUCGUGACUGUGACCCAGGAGACAUGUCUAGUGACUGUGACCCAGGAGACAUGUCUCGUGACUGUGACCCAGGAGACAUGUCUCGUGACUGUGACCCAGGAGACAUGUCUAGUGACUGUGACCCAGGAGACAUGUCUCGUGACUGUGACCCAGGAGACAUGUCUCGUGACUGUGACCCAGGAGACAUGUCUCGUGACUGUGACCCAGGAGACAUGUCUCGUGACUGUGACCCAGGAGACAUGUCUCGUGACUGUGACCCAGGAGACAUGUCUCGUGACUGUGACCCAGGAGACAUGUCUCGUGACUGUGACCCAGGAGACAUGUCUCGUGACUGUGACCCAGGAGACAUGUCUCGUGACUGUGACCCAGGAGACAUGUCUAGUGACUGUGACCCAGGAGACAUGUCUCGUGACUGUGACCCAGGAGACAUGUCUAGUGACUGUGACCCAGGAGACAUGUCUCGUGACUGUGACCCAGGAGACAUGUCUCGUGACUGUGACCCAGGAGACAUGUCUCGUGACUGUGACCCAGGAGACAUGUCUCGUGACUGUGACCCAGGAGACAUGUCUCGUGACUGUGACCCAGGAGACAUGUCUAGUGACUGUGACCCAGGAGACAUGUCUCGUGACUGUGACCCAGGAGACAUGUCUCGUGACUGUGACCCAGGAGACAUGUCUCGUGACUGUGACCCAGGAGACAUGUCUAGUGACUGUGACCCAGGAGACAUGUCUCGUGACUGUGACCCAGGAGACAUGUCUCGUGACUGUGACCCAGGAGACAUGUCUCGUGACUGUGACCCAGGAGACAUGUCUCGUGACUGUGACCCAGGAGACAUGUCUCGUGACUGUGACCCAGGAGACAUGUCUCGUGACUGUGACCCAGGAGACAUGUCUCGUGACUGUGACCCAGGAGACAUGUCUCGUGACUGUGACCCAGGAGACAUGUCUAGUGACUGUGACCCAGGAGACAUGUCUCGUGACUGUGACCCAGGAGACAUGUCUCGUGACUGUGACCCAGGAGACAUGUCUAGUGACUGUGACCCAGGAGACAUGUCUCGUGACUGUGACCCAGGAGACAUGUCUCGUGACUGUGACCCAGGAGACAUGUCUCGUGACUGUGACCCAGGAGACAUGUCUCGUGACUGUGACCCAGGAGACAUGUCUCGUGACUGUGACCCAGGAGACAUGUCUCGUGACUGUGACCCAGGAGACAUGUCUCGUGACUGUGACCCAGGAGACAUGUCUCGUGACUGUGACCCAGGAGACAUUGACAGAAAAUAA